Messenger RNA from Chlorella variabilis, 2254 nucleotides. RefSeq lists its product as hypothetical. NCBI's taxonomy places the organism in Eukaryota, Viridiplantae, Chlorophyta, Trebouxiophyceae, Chlorellales, Chlorellaceae. The transcript has 14 exons. Gene Ontology annotation, biological process: response to hydrogen peroxide. Gene Ontology annotation, molecular function: hydroxylamine reductase activity; peroxidase activity; iron-sulfur cluster binding. Gene Ontology annotation, cellular component: cytoplasm. The record is from RefSeq and is a predicted model, not a curated record. Bases 91 to 2007 code for a protein of 638 amino acids.
CAUACCUCGUCCAUCCCGCCAACGCCUGCUCUGCCCGGAUUUGCCUCAGUCCCGCACCUCCGGUCCUGCUCCCUCCCCUGCAACAGCAGCAUGGCGUCCCUCCGCUGCGCCACCCGGCUCGCUAGCCUAACCAGAGUCAGCCAAAGCGUCUUCGCCAGGCUUCCCGGCUUCGCGGGCGGCCAGGCGCACACAGCGGUGCGCGCGUCUCCGCUGCUGGUGCGGGCCUGCGCCGCGGCUGCAGAGCUCGCCAAACAGCCGGUCCUGGACAACAAGAUGUUCUGUUAUCAGUGUGAGCAGACCAGCAAGGGCACGGGCUGCACCACGGUGGGCGUGUGCGGCAAGACCCCCGAGAUGGCGUUCCUGCAGGACCUGCUGACCUACAGCCUCAAGGGCCUGGGCUGCUGGGCCGACUUUGCGCGCCAGCAGGGCGUGGAGGUGCCCCGCAAGGUCUACUCCCUGCUGAACGCAGCCACCUUCGCAACCCUCACGAACGUGAACUUUCACGACGCGCGGUUCAAGGAGUACAUCUCCACCUGCCAGUCCCUGCGCGAGGGCCUCGAGAAGAGCCUGCGCGACAAGGGCAUCGAUGCCUCGCCCCCCGCCCCCGUCAACCUGCCCUGGUUCGACCUGCUGGCCCACCCCGCAGCGUGGAAGCUGAACCAGAGCUACCUGGCCGCCGCCUCCAUGGACCAGCUGACGCAGCUGGGCAAGAUGACGUCGCUGGAGCACCGGCGGCAUGUGGUGGACCCCACGCUGCUGGGCUUGCACGAGAUGAUCACCUACGGCCUGCGCGGCCUGGCUGCCUACUCGCACCACGCAGAGGUGCUGGGCCACCGCGACCCCGAGGUGGAUGAGUUCAUGGCCCGCUGCUACGCCUUCCUGUGCUCUGAGGAUGCCCUGGACCUGGGCAAGACCCUGGGCAUGGUUGACGAGCUGGGGGCGGUGGGCGUUAAGGGCAUGCAACUGCUGGACAAGGGCCACACCACCAAGUUUGGCCACCCAGAGCCCACCCAGGUCCGCAUCACCCCCAAGAAGGGCAAGGCCAUCCUCAUCAGCGGGCACGACCUGCAGGAUACUCACGACCUGCUGGCACAGACGGAGGGCACGGGCAUCAACGUGUGGACCCACGGGGAGCUGCUGCCCGCCCACGGCUACCCCGCGCUGAAGAAGCGCUUCCCGCACCUGGUGGGCAACUACGGCGGCGCCUGGUACCGCCAGCAGAAGGACUUUGCCGAGUUCCCGGGUGCCGUGCUGAUGACGACCAACUGCAUCGUGGAGCCGCGCCAGUCGUACGCGGAUCGCAUCUUCACCACCGGGGAGGUGGGCUGGGCUGGGGUGCGCCACAUCGAGGGCGAGAUGGGGCGGACCAAGGACUACUCUGCGCUCAUCAGCAAGGCACAGGAGCUGCCCGGUUUCGAGUACGAGCCGCCCGAGAGCGAGGCCAAGUUUGUGACCACCGGCUUUGCGCGCAACGCGGUGCUGGGGGUGGCCGGGGAGGUGGUGAAGGCGGUGCAGGAGGGACACCUCAAGCACAUCUUCCUCAUCGGCGGCUGCGACGGCUCCGAGCCUGACCGCAAGUACUUUGGGCGUGUGGCCGACGCCACUCCCCAGGACACCAUGGUGCUCACCCUGGGCUGCGGCAAGUUCCGCUUCUACGACCACGACUUCGGCAUGCUGCCCAACACCCCGCUGCCCCGCCUGGUGGACAUGGGCCAGUGCAACGAUGCCUACAGCGCGGUGGUGGUUGCCAGCAAGCUUGCCGAGGUGUUUGGCACAGACAUCAACGGCCUGCCGCUGUCGCUGGACCUGUCCUGGCUGGAGCAGAAGGCGGUCAUCAUCCUGCUGUCGCUGCUGCACCUCAACGUCAAGAACAUCCGCAUAGGCCCCAGGGCGCCCGCCUUCCUCACCCCCGAGGCGCUCAAGGUCAUUGUGGACAAGUGGAACUUGCAGAUUGUGGACACCAAGAACCCCGAGAGCGACGUGCAGAAGAUGAUGGCGGGGCAGUGAGUGCGCCCCCCUUUUCCAGCCGCAGGAGAGGAGAGCACGCAGACGAGAGCGCAUCCCUCCGAGUUUCAGCCAGCCAGCCAGCCCUGUUUUGUUUCCUGUUUAGUGUGUGCAGACGCUACGACUUCCAACCCACUCCCUCCUGACCUGAACACCAGCAAAUUACAAAUUUUGAUCCCUCUCAAUUCUUCCUUGCAAGGCCACUCUCCUGGUAACGCACGCCUUUACAAAACCGCAGCGAAAACCAAGA